Aspergillus novofumigatus IBT 16806 is the source of this 3408-nucleotide messenger RNA. It is a transcript of the gene erdS, whose product is annotated as aspartyl-tRNA synthetase, cytoplasmic. Bases 188 to 3034 code for a protein of 948 amino acids. The record is from RefSeq and is a predicted model, not a curated record. The transcript has a single exon. Gene Ontology annotation, molecular function: ATP binding; aspartate-tRNA ligase activity; RNA binding. Gene Ontology annotation, cellular component: cytosol; cytoplasm; aminoacyl-tRNA synthetase multienzyme complex. Lineage: Eukaryota; Fungi; Ascomycota; Eurotiomycetes; Eurotiales; Aspergillaceae. Gene Ontology annotation, biological process: aspartyl-tRNA aminoacylation.
AAGGGUCUAAGGGCUUACUCUUAUAUUCCUACUUUCCCGUCGUACUUUUUUUUGGUACGAGGUUUUCCUUCUGAUCCUUCAGAUUCUUCUCAUUUUAUAAACCACAUAACUGGUCUCGGAUGAUUUUUGGCCACCUACCUAACUGUACACCUCCAUUGACAAUCUAGGUGGUCUCUCAUCCGUCACCAUGUCCAUCAAACGUGCUUUGUCUAAAAUCAAGCCCAAGGCCGAUGACGAUUCGAACAAAAUAACCCUAACUCAUGGGUCCCCCUCGCCGCGUCGCAGCAUCUUCAGCAGCUUCUUACGCGAUCGCGAUUAUGUUUCUUCCUCUGACGAUGUCUCCGACGAUUCUGGCACGGGUUCUCUGAGCAAAAACCAGCAGAAGCGCUUGGCUCGCGAACAGCGUCGAAAACAUCGUAGUCGACUCAGCGAGGAACAACAAUCGGAUGACUCCGAGCGGCGCCACAAGGAAGAGAUCGCACAGGCGGCUCGCGAAGAGACAGCCGGAAUGAAGGCUCGCUAUGGAGAGCUGCCCAUGCUUCAGUCCACUAGUCGUCCGCGAGAACCCCGGAUUCGUCUGGAGGAUAUCUCUUCGAGCAGUGUCGGCCAGGAGAUCUUCUUCACAGCCCGCCUACACAUUAUACGCCGGAUGAGCUCGAAGCUAGUCUUCCUCAUCUUCCGUCAGCGGCUCACUACCUUUCAAGGUGUCCUUCACGAGAAACCUGGGGCCAAGUCCAUUGCGAUGAUUCAGUGGGCUGAACAUUUACGCCUGGGUUCCAUCGUCCGCGUGCGCGGCAUUGUUCAAGCGCCCCAGGUGCCGGUGCUGGGCUGCUCUAUUCAUGACGUCGAGCUUGAUGUCGAACAGAUUCACCUCGUCGUCCACCGCGAGGAACCGGUUCCCUUUAGCGUCUACGAGGCCGAAAUUCGCACCGCAGAGGAGGACAGGGUAGAAGGCCGCCGCAGUCACUUACCGGACCGUACACGGCUUAACAACCGUAUCUUGGACUUGCGCACUCCGACGUCGCAAUCCAUCUUCCGCCUUCAGUCUGCGCUCUGCAAUAUCUUCCGAUCCUCCCUUGACGAGCAAGGGUUCAUAGAGAUCCACACCCCCAAGCUGCAAGGCAGUGCCACCGAGUCCGGUGCCAGUGUCUUUCAAGUCAACUAUUUCGGUCGCGAUGCUUUCUUGGCCCAGAGUCCCCAGCUCGCCAAGCAGAUGGCUAUCGCGGCCGACUUUGAGCGAGUGUACGAGAUCGGCGCUGUGUUCCGGGCCGAGAACUCCAACACUCACCGCCAUCUGACAGAGUACACGGGUCUCGAUAUCGAGAUGGCGAUCGAGGAGCAUUAUCACGAGAUGUUGGACGUUUUGGAUGCAGUGAUCAAGAACAUGCUGAAGGGCGUCUAUGGCCGCUACCGCCGCGAGAUCGAGAUUGUCAAGCAUCAGUUCCCCUCGGAGGACGUUGUGUGGCUGGAAGAGACACCCAUCAUUCGAUUCUCGGAUGGUAUCAAGAUGCUCAACGAGUCCGGAUGGCGUGAUGAGGAUGGCAACCCACUGCCUGAUGACGAUGACCUGCAUACCCGAGACGAGAUACGGUUGGGUGAGCUUGUCAAGGAGAAGUACGGGACCGAUUACUACAUUCUUGACAAGUUUCCGGUCGCAGCUCGUCCGUUUUAUGCAAUGCCCGAUCCCGAAGACCCGCGCUUCACCAACUCCUUUGAUAUCUUCAUUCGAGGCCAGGAGAUUGUCUCUGGCGGGCAGCGUAUCCACGACCCACGUAUGCUGGAGGAAAACAUGCGCCGCUCGGGCAUCAAUCCGGACAUGAUGGAGGAUUACUUGGAGGGUUUCCGCUGGGGCGCUCCUCCGCACGCUGGAGCCGGUGUUGGUCUGGAGCGGUUGCUGAUGCUUCUUCUCAAAUUGGGCAACAUCCGUCUCGCGUCGCUCUUCCAUCGGGACCCCAAGAGUUUCCCGCCUAAGCCCCCGGCUUUACUGCUUCGUCAUCCCGAAUCGUCCACUAUUGAGCCACCGUGGCAACGGGAGGGUCGCGGAUCGCUUGCGAAGGACGAAAGCGAGUUGCAGCCAUUGGAGCACCUGAUCGCCAACUACGGAGAUGCCACGUCCACCUCAUGGGGUGACGAGCGUUUCAAGAUCUGGCGAGACAUGGCCACCGGCGCCGCCGUCUCAUACGUCCCUAGCAGCAGCAACUAUGCGGUGAUUCCCGGCAACCCUCUAUGUGAUCCCUCGCAGUACAACCGUGUCAUCACGCAGUUCCUGCAGUGGAUGCGACGUGAGACCAAGUACAAACCUAUCUGGCUUCUUUGCUCUCCAGAAGUCGAGACUAUCCUGGGCGAGAAGCUCGGAUGGCGCAGCUUGUCCUGCAUUGCUGAGGAGCGUGUGGAUCCGUCCCGCAACCAGGCCGCCUCCGAUGGCGAGAUUGCACGGAAGAUCAGGCGCGCGGAGAACGAGGGCAUCAAGAUCGUUGAGAUGAAGUACGGCGAGAUGGUUCCCGACGACGCCCGGGAGAAGAUUGAUGCACGGAUCCAGGAUUGGCUGGCGAAUCGUAAGGGCACUCAGGUGCAUCUGUCUGAGAUCCAUCCUUGGCGUGAUUCGGAGCACCGCUGGUACUUCUACGCUGUUGACAAGUCCGGCACCGUCUGUGCCUUUGUCGCCUUGGCCAUGCUGUCUCCUCAUUUCGGCAUGCAGGUCAAGUAUAGCUUCGACUUUCCAGGCUCUCCCAACGGCGUCAUUGAGUACAUCGUGACCCAUGCCAUCCAAACAGCUGCCAGGGGUGGCACCAAGUCACUCACUUUCGGAGCCGGUGCAACUACGACCCUGACGCCCGGUCAUAACCUGCAUGGAGCCAAGAUCAAGAUGCUCCAGCACACUUAUGAGACUCUGGCCAAGCAGUUCCAUCUUGUGCGCAAGAGUGAAUUCAGGGCCAAGCUGGGUGCUCAUGAUGAACCUCUCUACAUCGCAUACCCACCGCACGGACUGGGUUCCAGGGGUAUUCGGGCCGUUCUUCACUUCUUUGAAGACUAGAGUGGCGGAUGUACCAAGCCCCACCUGUCAAUCAAGCUCAUGCUCAAAUAUAAUUACGAGGAAUGUUGUGAUACGAUUUGUGGAUACGAUGGAUGCACAUAUGACAUAUUUCCAGCAGUAGACUUUUGGUUCGAGGCGAGACAUUUCUGAAAUGAUCUAGAACCAUUCAUGUGCCUAAUAAUUUUCAUGCUGCUUCAGGACCCAUUUUUGUUGAUGCCCUUUUAUUCCCCCUGAUGUCUGUGAUUUAUCAUUUUCUACAUAUUUUGCUCUGUCCAGUUAUACUUGUCCCAUAAUACAAUCCACUACUGCAAAGUUUAUCAACUCCAACCGUGAUUCGAAAAAAUAAUGCCGUACAGUGACAGUGAGGUACAAAG